ACUAACUGGAAAUGUGGACUUGUUUCUGUCAUAAUUUUAGUACAACUUAUCGGCAAUCGUUUUAAAAGUUCCUUUCCGUCGUUUAAACGCGUUUCAAAGGUUUUGAAGAAGAUCAGCACAUCAUCUUAAUCAGAACCAACAAGUAUGAAUUUAAGAUCACGCAAUACCUUAUUCAUGAAAAACUAAAAUGUUACUAGUUCGUCUUUUACCCCCCAUAAACCUUAAAAACUUGCACGUUGCAAAACAUGUUUUAAAAUUGCAUUACUCACCUGUCCGUAUGACACAAGUUAUUCUAACAAUAGAAACCCGACAUAAAUAAUAAUUAAUAAUCACAUAUUGCUGCCAAAAUAUUUGAGAACUGUCAACAACAAACUGAUCGGUACGACGUUCGUUUCAGACUUCACAUUUUUACACUGUUUCGAAUAACCAUAAAUUGCUUGUAUACAACUAGUUCACAUAGCGUCGUACUUUAGAAGAAGCGAUCAAAGCAAGAUGUUCUUGAUAAUUGAUAACAUAUAAUUAUCUUAGCAUUGGCGAGCGUAAAUAUCAUGAACUCUACAGUUCCACAUCUUUUUGAAAUGAUUGACGCGCCGCAGACAUCCCCUUGGUUCCAUUACAUAACCGGUAUUGUAUUACUUAUAACAAAUAUUGGAUCUGCAUUAACUAAUGGAUCGGUUCUCUUUCUACUUUUCGUGAAAAACAGAAAACUGCUAACACGGGCAAACCAAUAUAUAGCGACAGUAUGCUUGAUUUCUUUCACAAUGUCAGUGUUUGGUGUACCCAUGGUGGUCAUGUCAUGCUUCAAUGAAGUGUGGCUUUUUGGUGACACUGGAUGCAAAUACUACGCUUUUCUGAUGUCAUAUGGUGGACUAACUUCUAUGUUACUGCUCUGCAUGGAUUCGGUUGAUAAAUAUAUUUACGUCGUAAAACAUAAACUAUCACGUCGAUUGACCUCAAACUUUAGUAUCAGUGCCAUAAUUGGGUCCAGUGCUGUUGCUUUGGGAUUUGCAGUAGGUCCCCUCGUAGGAUGGAACCAGUACAUUUACGAGGGAAUCGGAACAGCCUGCGCAAUAGACAUGAUUGGAGAAAACAACAAUGGGCAAUCAUUUGUCAUUUCAUUGCUUGUUGUCUUUUUUGUCUUACCUGUUUCAGUAAUGAUAUUUUCAUAUGGAUCAAUUUACGUCAAGGUGAUAAAGGAGUCAAACGCUCAUUUGAGGUCCAAUUGUAAGCGGAUAAGGAUGAACCAACUGACAAUGGAAAAAGAACUGGCUAUUACCGUUAUAAUAAUCAUAGGUUUUUUUCUGUUAUGUUACUCACCUUACGCAAUUUUACUUUUUUGGAAAUUAUUGAACAAAGACGUUACCAUGGAUCCCAUGUUAAUGGCCAUUCCUAGCAUGAUGACCAAAAUUGGUGGAAUCUUUACACCGUUUGUUUAUUUAGGACGCAAUAAAAACAUAAGGCAACAAGUCUUAGACUUGUACGCAUUCUUCAAACAAUCUGGUACCGUUACCCCGGAUGUCACUCAAAUUCGAGGCAUUGUACCACCACUUCAUCAAAUUCAAAUCAAUAUUAAAAAAACAACCAUCACAGAAAUCGAAUGCAUAUCGAAAGAAAUCACCGAAGAUGAAAUUAUAUCUAAGGACAGCCUUCAAACUGCAUGUCAAUCACACCCAUGUGAUCAAUGCAGUGAUCAACUAGAAGUCAUCUUAGCUAACAGACAUUUCAUUCAUAAUGUACAAACAUUGGUGCCGGACAUACUAGUAUCGAAACUGGAGCCAAAACCAGAAGCUUGGACCUGAAUGGAAUGUGCCAAAAAAGAAGAAAGUUUUAUGCAUGGAUAAAACCCUGAAAAUUAUAAACCUACAAAACUGUAUCACAAUUCUAAGAUGUACGGGAAAGCUAUUUACUUCAGUUCUAAACUCAAGGCUUUUAAUUUUUUGGGGAAAUUAUUUUUUUGUUAAUUGAAAAUCAAUCAAAAUUUAGAAAAGGCUAUUCGACCAUAGAUAGUUUUUUGGAUUUACAUAUUCUUUUUAAACUUUUGAAGAUGCGAAAGAAAACACUUUUAUGUGCUUUUACAGACUUCAUAAAAGCCUUUGACACAGUCUGGUGAUCUGAUGUAUGGCAUAAAAUUCUCGCGAAUUCUGUCAGUUUGAUUAUAUUACAAAUAUGUACAGUAAUAUUAAUUAUAGUAUGUACUAUCAGUGUAUUUUCCAUGUAACGUAGGUGUGUGUCAAGACGAAAGUGUCUCAUUUAUAUAGGUUUCAUUGUAUAAACGAUCUUAAUAAUAAGGAUGUUCUUGUCCCAGACGGAUUACCCUGGUCGUAUUGGUCACAACGUUUUGGAACUUUUGGUCCUCGGUAAUCUUCAACUUUGUAAUUUCUUUGGCUUUCAAAUUUUUUUCAUCUGAGCGUCGCUGGUAAGUCUUGAGUGGACGUUGCGCUCGUCUGGCAUAUAUAAAUUUUAACGUGGUACUUUUUGUUGGCUAUUAUUGUUUGUUUCUCUGUCCUAUGUUUUCUCCAAUUUAUUUGUAUUGUAGUCCUUUCAUGUAAUGUUGUCAUUUUAAUGUUAUAAUCAACAUUGCCGUUAAAGCUGGAGGUUUGGCAUGCCAUAAAAACAGGUUCUUUUUUUUUCUUAAAUUGCCAUGUACUAAGUCAGGAAAAUGUCCAUUGUUUUAUUAUAGUUCGUUUCUGUGUGUGUUACAUUUUAAUGUUGUGUUUCUGUUGUGACGUAGUUCUCUUAUAUUUGAUACGUUUCAGUUUUAGUUUGUAACCCGGAUUUGUUUGUUCUCUAUCGAUUUAUGAAUUUCGAACAGCGGUAUACUACUGUUGCCUUUAUUUGACAUGUUUUACAAGACAAUGAUGAAGAAGGGUGAAAAAUAGUUUCUGAUGACAAAAAAGUUGAGCUGGACUAUUAUCUAAAGUUUUUUUUCAAAUUCCGUACGCUGAUGACACAGCUCUUCUGGCAGAGUAAAACAUGACUUGUAAAAGCAACUUGACGCUUUGAACCACUAUUGUGAACUUUUGAAAUUGAAGGUUAAUGGAAAUAAAAGCAAAGUUGUCAUU
Mytilus trossulus (common blue mussel) is the source of this 3062-nucleotide messenger RNA. RefSeq names its product rhodopsin-like. Gene Ontology annotation, biological process: G protein-coupled receptor signaling pathway; phototransduction; cellular response to light stimulus. Gene Ontology annotation, cellular component: plasma membrane. The transcript is spliced from 4 exons. Gene Ontology annotation, molecular function: G protein-coupled photoreceptor activity. Lineage: Eukaryota; Metazoa; Mollusca; Bivalvia; Mytilida; Mytilidae. The coding region runs from base 549 to 1799 and encodes 416 amino acids. The record is from RefSeq and is a predicted model, not a curated record.